AAUUCGUCAACACUCCCCAAGACUAGACCCAGCUCUCUCUCUCUCUCUCUCUCUCUCUCUCUCUUUCAGCUAGGGUUUCUCUCUUGGUUUUUUCCUUUUAAUGGUUUGGCACCUGUACCCGUCGAAUAUUGCACUCUUUUGCUACAGUGUGGUGGAUCAAUCCAAGCUCGAGGGAGGCGUGGUUUGAGCCCAAUGUGUUCGCCGCCAAUGCGAGCUCAUUCUGCGGCUGCCGCAAUUCGCAUGAGCGGGACGAAUGCGCCCGACGAUUCCUCCUUUUAGCUAAGAAUUUGACUUCGCACAUGUUCUUCUGGAUAAUUCUGUGGCAUUGACCAAUGGCUCCGAAGCUUCCAGCUGUAGUAGCUGCUAAGAUAGCCAUUGGAUCGAUUGGACGUGGAUAUGAUGUAGCGGAGGAUCUAAGGCUGAAGUACUGUAAAGGAAAUCCGACAGAUUCCCGAUUGAUUCAAAUAGAUGAAGAUGAUGGACGUGAGAUUGUUCUGCCUGGUGGGCUGUCGAUCCCGAAUGUCUCUAAAUCGAUUAAGUGUGACAAAGGAGAGCGUACUCGUUUCAGGUCCGACGUUCUUUCUUUCCAACAGAUGUCUGAGCAGUUCAAUCAGGACAUGUCUUUAACUGGAAAAAUACCUUCAGGCCUCUUUAAUGCGAUGUUUGAAUUUUCGGGAUCUUGGCAGAAAGAUGCAGUGAACACUAAGACCCUUGCCUUUGAUGGGGUGUUCAUCACUCUGUAUACUGUUGCAUUAGAAAAAUCUCAGAUAGUUCUCUGCGACCAUGUCAAGAAUGCUGUCCCGACGACAUGGGAAUCUGCUGCAUUGGCAAGGUUCAUCGAGAUGUUUGGGACCCAUAUUAUUGUUGGCAUAAAGAUGGGAGGGAAGGAUGUGAUAUUUGUGAAGCAGCAGCAUUCAUCUACUCUUCAGCCUGCUGAUGUACAGAAGAGGCUGAAGGAAAUGGCUGAUAAGAGAUUUAUUGAUGUUAAUGGACAGUAUAUGGCUUCUGAACAAGUUUACCAGCAUGAUAAGUUUGAUAUCAGGGGGCAGCGGCUACAGUUUGCAGAUGCCAGUUCAUCAAGUUCUUAUCUACUCAAGGAGGACAUUGCAACCAUUUGUAAGAGGAGAGGAGGGAGUGCUAGUAAGCACCUGUCUCAUAAUGAUUGGUUAAACACCGUUCAGUUGGAGCCUGAUGUCAUCUCGAUGUCAUUCAUUCCCAUUACCUCACUAUUGAGUGGAGUUCCGGGAAGUGGCUUUUUGAGCCAUGCAAUUAACUUGUAUUUAAGAUAUAAACCCCCAAUAGGAGAGCUCCACCAAUUUUUGGAAUUCCAGCUGCCCAGGCAGUGGGCACCAGUGUUCAGCGAGCUUCCUCUUGGUCCCCAGCGCAAGCGACAAAGCACCAGUUCUUUGCGUUUCAGCUUGAUGGGACCCAAACUAUACGUGAAUACCACCCCGGUUGAUGUGGGUAAGAGGCCUGUUACUGGCCUAAGGCUUUAUUUGGAAGGUAAAAGAAGCGACCGUCUAGCAAUUCAUUUGCAGCACCUUUCCUCUCUCCCAAAAAUAUUCCAACUCAUGGAUGAUCCGAAUGGCAACUUCGCCCAUGAAUCUUAUGAUAGGAAGUACUACGAGAAAGUCCAGUGGAAGAACUUCUCCCACGUCUGCACUGCACCUGUUGAGUCUGACGAGGAUCUUUCCAUUGUUACUGGUGCCCAAUUGCAGGUAGAGAACUAUGGGAUGAAAAACGUUCUUUUCUUACGACUCCGCUUUGCUACCGCAUUGGGAGCCGCCGUAGUUAAGCGUCCAGAGUGGGAUGGAUCUCCCGGAUUAGCAGCCAAGUCAGGACUCAUAUCAACACUAAUAAGUCAUCACUUCUCCACAGUUCAGAGACCACCGCCCAGACCUGCAGAGGUGAAUAUAAACUCUGCCGUUUACCCUGGUGGACCGCCAGUGCCUGUUCAAGCACCCAAGCUUCUAAAGCUGGUCGACACCACAGAGAUGACUAGAGGGCCAGAGGAGUCUCCUGGCUAUUGGGUUGUUUCUGGGGCGAGGCUCAUGGUAGAGAAGGGAAGGAUCUCUCUCCGGGUGAAGUAUUCAUUGCUGACUGUCGUAUUACUAGAAGAAGAAACACUCGAGGACCACUAGCAGUUCUCAUCUGGUCUUAAGCAGACGACGGAAUCCACUUAUAGUGGCGCACGCUGAAAAUUUAAACUGCCAAAGCAAAUAGCUGAAUUGAGGCAGAGCGGAAGGUAAAAUAUGCCUCGGAAGGUUUUUGGGCUUGAAAUGUUUCAGCUGGGCGGGCUGUGUCCUUGUUAUCAUUUUAAUCCAAAUGUGUAAAGCCAAAGCAAGCAAUUUCUUUUCCCAAUCA
Syzygium oleosum is the source of this 2364-nucleotide messenger RNA. Its product is annotated as MACPF domain-containing protein At4g24290. Gene Ontology annotation, biological process: regulation of salicylic acid mediated signaling pathway; plant-type hypersensitive response. Lineage: Eukaryota; Viridiplantae; Streptophyta; Magnoliopsida; Myrtales; Myrtaceae. The record is from RefSeq and is a predicted model, not a curated record. Gene Ontology annotation, cellular component: plasma membrane. The transcript is spliced from 8 exons. The coding region runs from base 333 to 2141 and encodes 602 amino acids.